Messenger RNA from Eublepharis macularius, 1461 nucleotides. Its product is annotated as vomeronasal type-2 receptor 26-like. Gene Ontology annotation, molecular function: G protein-coupled receptor activity. The record is from RefSeq and is a predicted model, not a curated record. Gene Ontology annotation, biological process: G protein-coupled receptor signaling pathway. Bases 1 to 1461 code for a protein of 486 amino acids. Lineage: Eukaryota; Metazoa; Chordata; Lepidosauria; Squamata; Eublepharidae. Gene Ontology annotation, cellular component: membrane. The transcript has 5 exons.
AUGGGACCAGGGAACUCUCCAGCCCCACCCAUGGUGGCUGAAUGGGGCAGCGGGGAUGCAGGCAAAUGCCUGCAACUACCCACCAGGUGCUCCCUUCAACUGCCGCUCACAGGGCUGCGGAAAUGCCUGGUCCCGUCAGCGAGACAGGGAGAUUUUCCCCGUCUCUUUGACACCGGAGAGAAACAGCCCAGCGUGCUUGCUUUCCCGAUUCAUGCCUCUUUGAGGAACAUCCAGUUCAACAACAGUGCAGGAGAGGAAGUCGUUUUUGCUGAAAGUGGCAAGAGAUCCGCUGGCUACGAUAUUCUGAACUUGAUCUUCUUCCCAAAUCAGUCUUCAGCUCAAGUGAAAGUUGGAAGGAUGGAUCCUAGAGCUCUCCCAGGCCAAGAUUUCAUCAUUAACACAGAUGUGAUUGUUUGGGCUACCCAGAAGUUGCCCUCUUCCAGGUGUGUGGAGAGCUGCUUGCCGGGUUACAGCAGGACAGUUCAAGAAGGGGCGCCGGUUUGCUGUUAUGAAUGUUUCCGUUGUGCGGAAGGGGCCAUUUCUAACUACGCAGAUGCUGAUCGCUGUGUCCCAUGCCCAGAAGAUCAAUACCCAAACAAGAACCAAGAUGGAUGUAUCUCCAAGGCCAUACAUUUCCUUUCCUAUCAAGAGAUUUGGGGGGUUGUUUUGGCUUCUCUUGCUCUUUUGCUGUUUCUCAUCACAUCAGUAGUCCUGGCAAUGGUCAUUAAACAUCAAGACACGCCGAUUGUCAAAGCCAACAACCGAAAGCUAACAUAUGUCCUCCUCAUCUCCCUCCUGUUUGGUUUCCUCUGCUCCUUCCUAUUCAUUGGUCAACCCAAGAAGGUCACCUGCCUUCUCCGACAAACUGCCUUCAGCAUAAUUUUUUCAGUUGCCGUUUCUUCCAUCUUGGCAAAAACUGUCACAGUUGUUCUGGCAUUUAUGGCCACUAAGCCAGGAAACACGACAAGGGAACUGUUGAGGGGUCAAUGGGUAAAUUCCAUUGCACUGGCCUGUCCCCUCAUACAAGUUGCCAUCUGUUCAAUUUGGUUGGGAACCUCUCCCCCAUUCCCCAGCUUCGAUUUCCAUUCGUUGGUGAAAGAGAUCAUAGUGGAAUGUAAUGAAGGGUCAGUCACUAUGUUUUACAUUGUCCUGGGUUAUAUGGGUUUUCUGGCCAUUAUUAGCUUCAUUGUAGCUUUUCUAGCUAGGAAGCUGCCCGAUAGCUUCAAUGAAGCCAAAUUAAUCACCUUCAGCAUGCUGGUGUUCUGCAGCGUGUGGGUCUCAUUUGUGCCCACCUAUCUGAGCACUAAAGGGAAGUCCAUGGUGGCCGUGGAGGUCUUCUCCAUCCUGGCCUCUGGAGCUGGUCUCCUGGGUUGCAUCUUUCUCCCCAAGUACUAUAUUAUUGUUCUGAGACCUGAUCUCAAUAACAGAGAUCAUCUUAUAAGGAACAAAAAAGGGACCUAA